UUCACUUUUGUACACGUCGCGAAUAAUUCUUACAAUCAACUAUUACCAUUACAAGAGGCGAUGAGCGACAUAUUUCCGGUAUAAACAUACAUCGCCUGAAUGAACGAUAAGCUAAUUAAUUAAGCUGAUGUCUAACAGUUGCAAGUAUCAUCGAUUCGUAUCAAUUGGUCGAGUUUGAGCGGGGUCACAGUUGCAGUAUAAAAAUCUGAAACAGAGAAGAGAAACGUGAGGGGAAAAGACGUGAAAAAACAACGAGCAACAGAUAAGCAAAGACAAGCAGCAAGAUGCCAAUUGAUUGUUAUUACUUCCCUAUAAGUCCACCCAGUCGCACUAUUAUAUUACUCGCAAAAGCACUAGGCAUUCACUUUAACCUGAAGAUCGUAAACGUUCCAAUGGGGGAGCAUUUAAAGCCGGAAUUUUUACAGAUUAAUCCGCAACACACAAUACCAGUCAUUGAUGACAACGGUUUUAUUUUGUGGGAAAGUCGUGCUAUUAUGGCUUAUUUAGUGAGCAAAUACGCGAGAAAUGACUCUCUUUACCCGAAAGAUACGAAAGAAAGGGCAAAAGUCGAUCAAAUGAUGUACUUUGAUGGUGGCACUCUUUGGCCCAAAGUAUUUAAUUGUUAUAUGCCACUUUGUCGAGGUCAAGCGGAUUCAGUUAAUGAAGCAGAUGUAGCUCAAUUAGAGAAAUCGUUUGAAGUGUUCAACGCUUUUCUCGAUGGCAAAGAAUUUGCGAUCGGUGAUAAUCUAACCAUCGCCGAUUUCACUAUCAGUACAACUAUUUGUGUACUACUAUGUUUUGACUUCGACAUCAGCCGUUACGAUAACGUUGCCGCGUAUUACGAGCGUUGCAAGGAAACCCUGGAGAGAUUCGGGUUCGAGGAGGUGCACGCUAUGGGUGUUAAAGCGUUUACCGAGAUGUACCACGCGAACCUACAAGAAUCUAGUUAACGUGAAUAUGGAUAUUUGUGCACGCCUAAAGCGAAGGAUCGAUAGUAACUCGUUUACCUGAGAUCGAGAUUAGACAUGGAAUCUCAUUAUUAUACUUUAUAGAAUUUAAAAUUCACUUUUUACCUUCGCGUUCCUCGGCGUUUCAACAGCUCUGUUAUAAUAAACCAGAUAAUAUAAGUGC
Molecule: messenger RNA, 1131 nt
Organism: Acromyrmex echinatior (Panamanian leafcutter ant)
Lineage: Eukaryota; Metazoa; Arthropoda; Insecta; Hymenoptera; Formicidae
Product: glutathione S-transferase D1
Biological process (GO): glutathione metabolic process
Molecular function (GO): glutathione transferase activity
Source: RefSeq, a predicted model, not a curated record